AUGAAGAAACUGAAACGCCAGACCGGCUCCGUCAUCGUCCACUUUGGCUUGCACAAGCUGCAGCUGAUCCACGAAGCGAAGAAGGUCUGCCCAGAUGUAGUCAUCGUCCUGGGCGAAGAUCUUACCCGCUUCCGGAAUGCUUCCAAAGAACUCUAUGCUUUCUUGCGAUCGUUUUCCUGGAACUCCCGUUGUGAACGACUAGGCUUUGAUGAGGUGUUUUUAGAUGUCACCGACAUGAUCGACUACAAUGUCAGCAUUCUCAACUCUAAUGACCUCAGCAACGCCUUCUUCUGUCUCGACAGGAAUGAUCCCACUGUGGGGUUUCCUUACGAUGCGACGCAGCUGACGGGUCAUUUGUACCCCAAAACGGCCUCUGAACACUUAGGCACCACGCCCGAUCUGCUGCACCUCCGAUUGGCUCUAGGAAGCCAUCUAGCACACUACGUGCGAACUCGACUCGAGGCAGAGAAGGGCUACACGGCCACGGUUGGCAUCUCUACUAACAAGCUUCUGGCAAAGCUUGUUGGCAACACAUACAAGCCCAAUGCUCAGACUACACUGGUCCCGCCCUAUACAUCUGGUGAAGACGAUGAGACUAUCGACAACGUGACUGCCUUCAUCGAUGAUCACGAAGUCGGCAAGAUUCCCGGCAUAGGGUUCAAGAUAGCACAAAAGCUCCGUACCCACCUACUGCAGCGGCCGGCAGAAUUUGAUGCUGGACUGGUGUAUGGUGGGACUAAAGAGGCUGUUCUUGUCCGCGAUGUAAGGACGCAUCCUGGAAUCGGUCCGGAGACGUUGGAGCGGAUACUCGGUGGUCCGGGCGUACCACAUGGCACCGGGACCAAAGUGUGGGGUCUACUAAACGGCUGUGACGACACAGAAGUCGGCCAAGCACGCGAAAUACCGCGUCAGAUCAGUAUAGAAGACAGCUACAUGCGCCUAGACACACUUGAAGCCGUGACCAAAGAGCUUCGCAUGCUAGCGAAAAGACUGCUCGAGCGAAUGCACACCGAUCUCCUAGAAGAAGAUGACGAUGCACACGACCUAUCCACGGCUCCAACUUCCGCCACCACUUCAAAGCCUAUGAAGCGCUGGCUCGCUCACCCGAAAACACUCCGACUAUCAACCCGACCACGGGCGCCCCAAAACCCAGAUGGCACCCGCAAUCGGUCCUUUGCACGCAUAUCCAAAUCCGGACCCAUGCCAACGUUUGUCUUCAGCCUAAAAGACAACAAUAAUACUAUGGAUGCCGUGGUCGAGAAACUGCUGUCCGAGACGUUGCUACCGCUGUUUCGCAAGCUGCAUCCGGAGAAGAAGGGAUGGAAUCUUAGUCUGGUUAAUGUUGCGGCGACGAAUAUGGCGGAUGCGGCGAGGGAGAGGGGUGGCGUGGGGAGGGAUAUUGGGAAGAUGUUUAGGAGGCAGGAUGAGGUGUUGAGGCAAUGGAGGGUGGAUGAUGAGUCGGCGAUGGGUGGGGAUGGGGUGGUGAGUGCAGUGCGGGUGAGGGUUGAAGAAUCGCCAGAGCCGGAUGAAGCGCCCUGGUUGCAAGAAGCAAGGCGGCAACGACGGGAAUAUAUGAUGGAUGAAGAACCAUCCAUGUUUGAAGAAGACUGGGUGAGUGAACAGAAACCUCAAGUCGAAGCAUCCCCGUCGCCAGAUGAAGCGCCCUGGUUGCUAGCCGCGAGGCGCCAACGACAGGAAUACAUGAGGGACGAAGAACCAUCUAUACUCAAAGAAGAGGCAGUAAAUGAAGACCAAGCUCAAGCAAGAGAAUCGCUAUCAUCAGAAGAACCGCCCUGGUUGGCAGCAGCGCGACAGCACCGAGCAGAAUACAUGAUGGACGAGGCUUGGCCGACAGGUGAGAUUAUUCACAGGCAAGGUUCUGAGGAUUUGCCCACUUCGUCACAGAAGAUUGGUUCUCCUGUGGAUGUAGAGGAUGUUUGGGAGGAGGAUGAAGAAAAUAUGACAGAUGCCGAUUCUUUUCGCUGUGAGGAGUGUGGUGCUGUUAUGCCGAGUUUUGCUAUGGGUGCGCAUUGGAGGUGGCAUGGUAUGAUGGAUUAG
This is a messenger RNA of Alternaria incomplexa, 2058 nucleotides long. RefSeq lists its product as uncharacterized. Gene Ontology annotation, molecular function: DNA-directed DNA polymerase activity; damaged DNA binding. Gene Ontology annotation, biological process: translesion synthesis. The record is from RefSeq and is a predicted model, not a curated record. The transcript is spliced from 4 exons. Lineage: Eukaryota; Fungi; Ascomycota; Dothideomycetes; Pleosporales; Pleosporaceae. Bases 1 to 2058 code for a protein of 685 amino acids.